AGUCCUGUACGAGCCGCACACCUCAGAUGAACAGGUAGGACAGAGACCAGAGCGUCCAACAAGCUGCAACUGCUCCAGAACUCACUUCCCCUCAGCAGACCGACCUCCAGGCCCCGUGACCCGCGUCUCAGAGGUUCCGCCCGAAGGCUUCGUUUGGACCGUCUGCGGCGGUCGGAUUUCCUCUGAGCGGCUUUUCUGAAAAAAAGCUGCCAUCAUGUCGACGGCUGUGGAAGCGACCGGGCUCAUCAUGUGCAUCAUCAGCUGGCUGGUCACCGGAGCCUCGCUGGCCAACGACUACUGGAAGAUCUCCACCGUGUCCGGCAGCGUCAUCAUCUCCGUGAGGGAGUUUGAGAACUUGUGGCACACCUGCGCCGAAAACAGCGCGGGUAUCGCAGAGUGUCGGGACUUUGAGACGCUGCUCGGCCUCCCCGCUCACGUGCAGGCGUGUCGGGCCCUGAUGAUCAUCUCUCUGCUGCUGGGCCUCGGCUGCAUGGUCGUCGCCCUGCUCGGAGUCAAGUGCAUCAAGAUCGGCUCCGCCACCGACCAGUCCAAGGCCAAGAUCGCCUUCACCGGAGGAAUCCUGGGCGUCCUCGCCGGUCUGUGCAGCCUGAUCGCUUGUUCCUGGUACGCCUACCGAGUGGUCCAGGACUUCAACGACCCGUUCCAAGGCGGCAUGAGGUUCGAGCUGGGCACCGGCCUCUUCCUGGGAUGGGGCGGAGCCUCUCUCUCCUUCCUGGGCGGAGCUUUACUCUGCACCGCCUGUAGAAGAGCAUCAGCUGGAGACAAGAAGGGAGCUUACUAUGGAAACCCACCAAAGAAGGUCUACACGGCAACAGCGAAGACAGAUCCAGACUCAGCCAGAGCCUACGUCUAAACACACACACACACACUCACUCACACAAGCACUAUACUACCUGUACUCUUUCAUAGAAGCUUCCCUUCUAGGGUUAGCUAUGUCGUGAAUCAUGGAAUCCAGUUUAGAAAAAGCUUUCACCACAAAAAUAAAGCAACUCGUCCCCAGAAGGACAACUACACAAACUGUACACACUACACACACUGUACACACUGUACACACUGUACACAUGACACAAACACACUGUACACACUACACACUGUACACACUACACACACUGUACACA
Molecule: messenger RNA, 1139 nt
Organism: Scophthalmus maximus (turbot)
Lineage: Eukaryota; Metazoa; Chordata; Actinopteri; Pleuronectiformes; Scophthalmidae
Gene: cldn15la
Product: claudin 15-like a
Exons: 5
Coding region: 215-874 (219 amino acids)
Biological process (GO): cell adhesion; bicellular tight junction assembly
Cellular component (GO): bicellular tight junction; plasma membrane
Molecular function (GO): structural molecule activity
Source: RefSeq, a predicted model, not a curated record